Molecule: messenger RNA, 1441 nt
Organism: Bactrocera latifrons
Lineage: Eukaryota; Metazoa; Arthropoda; Insecta; Diptera; Tephritidae
Exons: 4
Coding region: 206-1306 (366 amino acids)
Source: RefSeq, a predicted model, not a curated record
UCGCUUUACGAUAGAUAGAUUUUGCGUAAUUUUAUUUUAUUGCAUCUUGAGGAUCGAUAAUUUUUAGAAAUAAAAAUGCAACUCUUCAAUUUCUGCGGGUGUAAUAAAGAAAAUGUUUAUUGUGGCUUUCGAAUGUUCGCGCCGGUGAAAAAUUCUGCAAAAAGUGCAGUUAUAUUUUCCAUAAGUGGUGGAAAUCGUUUGCAAAAUGAGUGAUAGCUCAGCAGAUCCCAUCAUCACAGUUACGCUAGAGUCCGCAGAUGGGGAUGCGAAUGUCGUUAAUCUCGAUGCGGCUACUAGGAGUCUAUUAAUAAACGGUGGACCCGGUAGCAAUAUACAAAAAUACGUUACAUCGUCAAAGAAUUUCUGGAUAGAGCUGCCGCAGAUGAUAAUUGUAGAAACGCGCUUUAUUACACAACAGAUAGCUGCACAAAAUCGUAUAUAUUCUGCGCAAACAUUAUUACCAAUAACUGAUUAUAGAUUUGAGCUAGACGAGCAGGAGACCGUAUGUCCAAAUGCCGCACAAACGAAGACGCCACCAAAACUAGUAGAGGUAGGCACACUAGCAAAACCCGAUGUUGUUGACGUCGCCGUAAGCACCGACAGUCCUAAUCCCUUUCGCGAUCGGGCACAACAAACAACAAAAACAUUAAUACAAACUGCAGCGGUAGGUAUUCAAUGCAAUUUAGAUGACUAUUUCGAAUUUGAGGAAGCGCCAACUGAUGGGAAUGAGUUGAAAGCAAAGGCAAGCACUGAGAAACAGCAAUUUUUGAGAUUCACACAAGAGAAUUCUAUAUUUUACUUGAAUGGAAGACGCGAGUGCAUAUUAUGUGGAGAAGUUGAGGACACAAUGGAAAGAAUGCUUUCGCACUUAGCAAUCCAUUGGGGUCCUGCAGCGCUGUGCCAUCUCUGUGGUUUACAGUUUGAACAUCACAGGUUAAUGUCGUUGCAUCAAUGCAAAGUGAGACUACGCAAAAGUAAAAAGAGGAAAAAAUUCUACAGACAAUGUCCCGUUUUUUGGUGUGGCGCCGUGAAUGCCUCAACGAAAGAAUUAAAUGAACACUUACGUAGGCACUUCCGCAUGCGACGGCGACGCGCUUGUGUAACUUUUACACUCGAUCAAACGAUAGUAAUUAAACGGCCUUUUUAUACAAAAACAAAUUGUUUACAUCGAUGUAAUAUAUGUUUGCGUCGAUAUAAAAGCUCUCAAAAAUUUACUAAGCAUAGAAAACGUUGCCUUAGGUGCUUCAUAGCGCAACUGAAGGGGCAGAAAUAUGUGGAGCCUCUACUAAUAUUUAGUAGAAAAUAAAAAUAAAAUUGAUAUGUGCAUCCUAAGAAACAAUAAAGUUACAUUAAUAAUCGCAAAAACAUGUAAAAAUCACCUAUCUUCCAUACAAAUUGUUGACUGCUGAACGACCACAAGUGUAUUACAAUUUACACCUAC